Bufo gargarizans (Asiatic toad) is the source of this 2104-nucleotide messenger RNA. Its product is annotated as 25-hydroxyvitamin D-1 alpha hydroxylase, mitochondrial. Lineage: Eukaryota; Metazoa; Chordata; Amphibia; Anura; Bufonidae. The coding region runs from base 22 to 1536 and encodes 504 amino acids. The record is from RefSeq and is a predicted model, not a curated record. The transcript is spliced from 9 exons. Gene Ontology annotation, molecular function: iron ion binding; monooxygenase activity; heme binding. Gene Ontology annotation, biological process: cortisol metabolic process; glucocorticoid biosynthetic process; C21-steroid hormone biosynthetic process. Gene Ontology annotation, cellular component: mitochondrial inner membrane.
ACCACCUUCUCACUGCCCAGGAUGGCACAGACACUUAAGCUGGUCAAUAGGACUUCAGUAUUCAGGAACCUGACUGAGCAAUGGGCUGAAUCCAUGUUCAAAAAUCCAGAGAAAAUCAUCAAAAGACACAAGUGCCUGGCAGAUGUGCCCGGACCCUCUGCUGCCAGCUUCUUGACUGAUAUAUUCUUUAAGAAAGGGUUAUCCCGGCUGCAUGAGCUACAGUUGCAAGGAAAAGCCAAGUAUGGGCCUGUAUGGAAGGCCAGCUUCGGUCCCAUCCUGACUGUGCAUGUAGCUGAACCAACCCUGAUUGAACAAGUCUUACGACAAGAAGGAAAACAUCCGAUCCGCUCAGAUCUGUCGUCGUGGAAGGACUACAGACAGUGCAGGGGGCAUUCAUAUGGACUACUUACAGCUGAGGGGGAGGAAUGGCAGCAGUUCCGCAGCACUUUGGGGAAGCACAUGUUGAAGCCUAAGGAGGUGGAAGCUUACAGCGAUGUCCUGAAUGAUGUGGUUGGAGACUUAAUUAAAAAAUUUAAGUACCAGAGGAGUCAAAAUCCAGAACAUGUUGUCAAAGACAUCUCUAGUGAAUUCUACAGGUUUGGAUUAGAAGGUAUUUCUUCUGUCCUUUUUGAAUCUCGAAUUGGUUGUUUGGAGACCACGGUUCCUAAAGAAACAGAGAAAUUCAUACAAUCCAUCAACACUAUGUUUGUGAUGACCCUUCUAACUAUGGCCAUGCCCAAAUUUUUGCACAAAAUUUUCCGAAAGCCCUGGCGAAAAUUCUGUGAGUCCUGGGAUUACAUGUUUGCUUUUGCUAAAGGUCAUAUUGACCAAAGAAUGGCGGAUGUCGCUGAGAAACUGUCCCGAGGGGAGAAAGUAGAAGGAAAGUACUUGACCUAUUAUCUGGCUCAGGAGAAAAUCCCAAUGAAGUCUGUGUAUGGAAAUGUGACUGAGCUGCUUCUAGCUGGAGUAGAUACGAUUUCGAGCACUCUUUCUUGGAGCCUAUAUGAAUUAGCACGGCAUCCAAAAAUACAAGCCUCUCUGCACCAAGAGAUCCAAGAUGUUCUUCAAGGCAGAGAUAUUGCAACAGCAGCUGAUGUCGCCAAGAUGCCCCUAAUGAAAGCUGUGGUGAAAGAGGUGCUAAGGCUGUAUCCUGUUAUCCCUGGCAAUGCCCGUGUUAUAUCAGACAGAGACAUCCAAGUAGGAGAGUACAUCAUACCAAAGAAGACACUCAUUACGCUCUGCCACUAUGCCACAUCAAGAGAUGAGAAGUACUUCUCAAACCCUAAUGAAUUCCACCCAGAGCGCUGGCUGAAGAAAGAUGAAUCUCAUCAUCCAUACGCCUCUAUUCCAUUUGGUUUUGGCAAAAGAAGCUGCAUUGGGAGGCGUAUUGCUGAGCUGGAGGUGUACCUUGCACUUUCAAGGAUUCUUACCCACUUUGAACUAAGACCUGAGCAUCCAGGAUCACUGGUGAAACCCAUGACCAGAACGCUUCUAGUUCCAGACAGAGAAAUCAAUUUACAAUUUCUAGAGAGAUAAUUUCCCACUUCCUCUUUCCAUUCCUGUGUCGCCAUUCUAUGUGGUCUCAUAGAUUGUAUCGUUAGUCAGUGGUUUUCUGAGAACUUUCCAAACAUUCUCUUAUGCGUUUCUGAAGGUUAACCGAACCGAAAUCCACAAGACUCCUCGCUGAAGUUCCUUAGCUGUUGAACAUUAUGUGUCCAGCAUAAAUAAUAUAGGAGAAAAGAUAGUGAAUAAUAUUUAUUAAUAUAAGGUCAUAACUGCCAGUUAUAUGGAGAAAUGCAGAUGGAAUUUGUGUUACUAGUUACGAUGGAGCAAUGACCUUAGUGAUGUGUUGGACUACCUUGGCUCAAUUGUCACUAGAUCAAGCCUUACUUUACCGUCUUAAUUCAACUAUUGUAGUAAAUUAUAUUUCAUAGGAAAUGGUUUGUACAUACAGUAUUUUACAUCUAUUUAUUAUCUGUGUAUAGACGUUUAUGUAAAUAGCUGUAAUAUGGUAAUAUCAGUGUGAGGCGCUCAGUUCUCCAUUUUUUGUAUACUUUUUUGACAUAUCUUUUUAUCCAUGUCCAGUUUAUUUAAAAAAUUUAUU